Molecule: messenger RNA, 1338 nt
Organism: Metschnikowia bicuspidata var. bicuspidata NRRL YB-4993
Lineage: Eukaryota; Fungi; Ascomycota; Pichiomycetes; Serinales; Metschnikowiaceae
Gene: TPK2
Product: cAMP-dependent protein kinase catalytic subunit
Exons: 2
Coding region: 1-1338 (445 amino acids)
Biological process (GO): peptidyl-serine phosphorylation
Cellular component (GO): nucleus; cAMP-dependent protein kinase complex
Molecular function (GO): ATP binding; cAMP-dependent protein kinase activity
Source: RefSeq, a predicted model, not a curated record
AUGCCCCCGCACAACAUUCUCAGAAAGCUUCACUUGACUAGACACCAUCAUAGUAGCAAUAACACCAACACUGCUCCAAACAACCCCAAUCCCGAAAUACCCGUCAAUUCUUUGGGAAAUUUUGACUCCAUGAACCACAGCGCACCCCAAGUCUCCGAGCCACAAUUGGGACACCAGUUCCAGGCCUCGCAGCAACAAUAUUUCCAGGUACAAGAGACCGUUCAUCCAUCCGUCCAACAAUCUGUGCAACAGCCUGUUCAGCAGCCUAUUCAGCCAUCUACUCAGCCCCAGCAAAGUGAUGUCCCACAAGAAAUUAAGAAGCGGGCCGACGAGGACGCGAUCAGCCGUUCUCUCUUGCCAGAAAGAUCAACUGUCUCCAAAGGAAAGUACUCGCUCCAAGACUUUCACAUCAUGCGGACUCUAGGAACUGGGUCGUUUGGUAGGGUUCACUUGGUGCGCUCUGUUCACAAUGGGCGCUACUAUGCCAUCAAAGUAUUGAAAAAACAGCAGGUGGUCAAGAUGAAACAAGUUGAGCACACGAACGAUGAGAGGCGCAUGUUGAAAUUGGUUGAGCACCCUUUUUUGAUCCGCAUGUGGGGCACAUUUCAGGAUGCGAAAAGCUUGUUCAUGGUGAUGGACUACAUUGAAGGCGGUGAGCUUUUCUCUUUGUUGAGAAAGUCUCAAAGGUUUCCCAACCCGGUUGCCAAAUUCUAUGCAGCAGAAGUCACGUUGGCUUUGGAGUACUUGCAUUCUCACGACAUCAUCUAUCGUGACUUGAAGCCCGAAAACAUCUUGUUGGAUAGAAACGGACACAUCAAAAUCACAGACUUCGGAUUUGCAAAGGAAGUAUCCACAGUGACGUGGACUUUGUGUGGUACUCCGGACUAUAUUGCGCCUGAGGUCAUCACUUCUAAGCCGUACAACAAGUCCGUUGACUGGUGGUCUUUGGGAGUGUUGAUCUUUGAGAUGUUGGCAGGCUUCACUCCAUUUUAUGAAAACACCCCCAUGAAAACCUACGAGAAGAUCUUAUCAGGAAAGGUCUCCUUCCCCAGCUUCUUCAACGAGGAUGUCGUGCACUUGUUGAGGCAAUUGAUAACGGCAGAUUUGUCCUCCAGGUUGGGAAACUUGUUGAAUGGUCCAGCAGACAUUCGCAACCACCCUUGGUUUAACGAGGUCGUGUGGGAAAAGCUUUUGGUCAAGGACAUUGAAACUCCUUACGAGCCUCCUAUCACUGCCGGAGUGGGUGACUCUUCUCUUUUCGACCACUACCCCGAAGAGAAAUUAGACUACGGAUGUGGUGGUGAAGACCCCUUCGGCCACUUAUUCCAAGAAUUUUAG